AUGGCCGCUGCCAGCUCUCAGGUCAGGCUCUUGGCAACCGUGUGGAAACGGUUGAGAACUCGCCCUGAUGUCGACGAUAUCGUUCUGGAACUUCUCGGUCGCUUCUCCCUGGAAAAGGUGUACGCGGAAUGCGACCCCGAGACCUAUCAGCACCUGGUCAUCGCGCUGUUGGCCCGGCUCAAUGCCAUCUACUCCCUUCAGCGUCUAUCUCUUCCCUCGGAAAAUGACUCGAUCGGCCAGUACUUGGGGUUUUUGGCGAGCUGGGAGGUGGUCAUUCGGUCAGUCGAGUUCGUGCUGCAAGUUAUCACCGAAGGCCGCGAUAGCUUCUGGGAAGCCCGGGCGUUACGAGACAAAUAUCUCGCCGAAUUGCUAUCUGUCGCGCUGCGAAUAUUGAUCCUGCACCCGAAACCCCCCGGGGGACAUCGAAUGAAGGAUCGGAGAGAUCGUUUUGCGCGCAUCCACGGAUCCUUGGAGAAACUAUUCGACAACUAUCCUGGCCCAAAGUCGUUUUUGCUCUGUGUGUGCAAAGAAAUAACAGAUGUCUUGCGUACCGACCCCAAUGCACUUGCGCUUCCGUCCAAACUGCGCUCUGAAUUACCCAGUGUGGCAACGCAAUUGUAUCCUCUGCCAGAAUGUCUAUCGCCUGGUUACGUGUCUACGCUGGUCGAGAAAGAAGAGACAUCAGAGCAAUGGCUAUCCCAGUUCCUUGCUCUCCGAGACGUCUCUCAUUUCGUAGUGGGAGCAUCUAUCCAAUACUUUGUGCAUGAGGGGGUCCUUGACACCGAUUUUCAAGCGUCCUGUGCGCAACUUCGAAACGCGGUCUUAGUCUCGCUGGAUAGCUUUCGAAUACCUCAGAAUUUCUCCAAGCUGGAAAUGAUAGACACCUUCAGUGAGAUUUUCCGAGUCAUCCUGCCCGAUACUCCGAGUGCCAGCAUCGAGGACUCGUCGAGAUUGAUAAUCGACGAAGAAGCCAUGGAUGCGGUUCAUGCCUUUUGCCUCUCUUUUGAUGAGCGUCAAAUCUAUGCAUCUUCAGUUUCCCUCGUUUCACGUUUUUCUAUUGUUAACACUGCCAAACAGGAUCCAGGCGAAGGCCCCAUGAUCAAACUGCCAGAAGGGACAGAGUGUAUUCAGUGUGGAGAGGCAGUAACUGUAGCACGGGAAAUUUCACUUGUUUGGCAAGCUUGGAGUGCUUUCAAACUAGUGGAAUGCAAUGUGGACACGAUUGGCAUGGAACGACACUCGCCAGCUCAAUUCCAACUCCUACCAAAGCCUGGAAUGGGCAUGCCUGCGCAGGGCGGAAUUAACACUCACGUCGACAUAGGAAUUCCAACUUCCAGUGAACAAAGGUUCCCUAAGCAGUCAAGUCCCUACAUGGAGCCCACGGGCUUCUCGAGUUCUGGGACUUUGACCAAGUACCCAUUUUACUCUCCUGACCUCGUAUCCCCAAUUUCUCCCGACCAUUCGCAUAGGUUUGAUUCACCGUUUAGUGAAGGUACCAAACCUAUUUUUCCGUCAUUAAACGAAACAGUUCAAAGCGGCAAUCUGCAUAUUGCUAUAAAUGAAGGAACCCUGCACAACCCACCUGAAGGCACAUUGUCUCCGUCUGGGACAGAAUCAUCGACGAACCGCAUUGAACGCGCAAGUUCAAGAGCAUCGUCCCACCCUAUACCGCCGACACGGGCUCGUACUAUUCUCAACAUAGAUAGAAAGGGUAAGUGGAUUUCUAUACGUAAAAGAGACCCUCCCAUAUCGUCUGCUGGAGAUACGAGCUCCAUCUCUUCUGGAACUCUAGAUCGUCAAAAAAUGGAAGAGAUAUCCCUUAAAGACUUGAUCAAUAGCUCCAAAUUUCACGGCAGAGGCAAGGGGGCCAAAAAUGUGCACGUUUACCUUUCGCAGAACUCAACACAUGCUCUGUUUUGGAUGCAGCCCUCUAUACAUAUAUGGGAUGUUGGCACAUCUCCUCCUACGCCCGUUGGGGCAAUUUCAACGGAGAGUUCUUGUCUGAUGGCUGCCGUGACAAAAACGUACUUAGCGUACGUCAUUGGAACCCGCGAUCAGAAGCUCACGCUCCGCGUGGUGAAUUUGAUCCAACCCACGGCAUUAGUGCUCGAAUACCGUAUGCCGUCGACUCUAUGGUGCAGCAGUAUUGCUAUAAGUCCCAAGGAAAAUUAUGUCGUCGUUGGAUUCGAGAAUGCCACAGUUCGAUUAUUUAGAACCACCGACACUGAGCAGCCAAGAGAGUUUCGUCUUCAUCCGUACCACAAAGAAUGCAAGGAUUGUCCGUCCGUUGACACUUUGGCCUUCUCAACCGAUGGUAUUGUCCUCCUUGGGAGCACCAGAAACCCCAAAAUGGGUUUAAUCCAAGUAUAUAUGUGGUCAUUUCCCUUUAUAGAAUUUCGAGAGCUCACAACUUGCCGUUAUCACGUGCCCUUGCACGAGUCAGAAGACAACGGGGUGUCAACAGCGAUAUAUCGACCCUCAAGCACUCCAGACGAAGCUUUGGUUGGUAUCAGUACAUGGACACAAUCUGGUGUUCCCGUUCUUAUCCAGCCGGGGAAUGGUCAUGUAUCGGAGAUCAAGCCGGAUGGAACUAGGCGCCUGGGCAAUCGUAUUCAAUGCAUGGCUUUUUCGCCAUCUGGAAAUCAAUUAGGCCUGGUAAACGAUAAGGGCAAUUUGUAUCAGCUGUCUAACCUCAAUUCGAGCAUCAUGGAAUGCCGAAAACUGGCUACCUCCAAAGAACUUACAUCGAAAUCCGAGUCGUUCGCCAUGUCAUAUAUGCAAUUGCAUGAAGAAGAAUCAAUUGUCUUAGCGUGGGUUGACAAGGGCGUCGGGUAUAUCAAGAAAGUUCCAAUAACUUCCACAGGCACGGAGUAUCAGAUAACGACCGCUGCCGACGUUCCUCGAAAUCCUUGCUCUGAACUCCCUGACACAAGACCCAAAGAGACCCGCCGCCGGCUACAGGGUUAUAUCUCGUCCAGGAGUAAACAGCCGCAAGUGAAAGCCGUGGAAAUGCCCGCAAACGAUAUCUAUACGACGAAGUGA
Molecule: messenger RNA, 3042 nt
Organism: Uncinocarpus reesii 1704
Lineage: Eukaryota; Fungi; Ascomycota; Eurotiomycetes; Onygenales; Onygenaceae
Exons: 5
Coding region: 1-3042 (1013 amino acids)
Molecular function (GO): protein binding
Source: RefSeq, a predicted model, not a curated record